GUUCCCUUUGCAUUUUGUACAAUAUUGUUAGCCCAACUAUACAGUUAUUUAACUUUUUAUAAUAACGAAAAAUAACGACAUCAGAAACCUCAUUGGUGGCUACAACCCUGGUUCCUGCAACAGUUGCAAUUUGAAGAGAAGGAAACCACUUUACACGAAGAAGUUUUACUCCAGUAAACGAUAUGGAAGCCAGGUCAACAGAUUGCCGAGCUGGUUCGUCUAGACUGAACACAAAUGUCCAGAACCAGCUGACGUCCAGCCAGCCAGCACCAUUAUUUUCAUCAUGUUAUGAAUUGGGCAGCUCCCUGGGAUCAGGCAGCUAUGGCCUUGUGUGUGAUGGGAUUCGCAAAUCUGAUGGCUUGGAGGUCGCCAUCAAACAUGUUCCAUUACAAGAUAUUACUUAUGUGGAUACUUCUAAGGGCGAGCAUCUACCCAAAGAAGUGGCUUUACAGCAGGAGCUACAUAAAUCGGAGACAUGCCCUUAUAUUGUUAAAAUAUACGACUGGUAUCUGGAAGAUCAGCUCAUCAUGACUAUGGAAUACCCACGGCCAUGCAUGACCUUGCAUGAUUUCAUCAAAUGUCAUCCAAGUCUUCCGCGUGAAACCUUGGCACGUCGUUUGAUGACCCAAGCAGUAAUGGCAGCCAAAUACUGGAUUGGACACGGUGUCAACCAUGGUGACUUGUCAUGGGACAACUUCUUGAUCAAUACAGAUAUGAUGCAGGUGAAAAUUAUAGAUUUUGGAAACGGCAGGUUUAUCUCAACCACCAACAACCUAGAGUCAGGAUACUGUGACAGUGCUUAUGCGGUUGCAGAUACUGUCUGUGGUUUAGGGAAUAUUCUGGCACUAUUGGUGGGUUGCUGUUGCUUCACUGGCGUCACUCACAAACACAUCGUAUCUGAAGGUAUAAAUUAAAAGGAAAUGUUGGUGUAGUGGAGUAGGCGGGGUGAGACCGUGGUUCGAGACCGGUGAGUAUUUGUGAAUGAGCGCCAGCUGUGCGCACACCGGGCUCGAAUCACGUAGGAGAUUGGGAGCAUAUAAGAGAACGAGCGACCGGACCGUCGAGGAGAUAGGACCGGGCCCGGACACAUGUUAAGUUUAUAUUUAUGUUUGUGUUGCCGGCUGUUUAUUUACGUUGUUAUCAUUUAAUUAAAGUCUGUUAAAAAAUGUUCGCCGGUUCCCGCCUCCUUCCUUCCUUGUAUUGAACUGUGUUACAUUGGUGCCGAAACCCGGGAGGAAGGAGAGAUAUGCUGUCGGAGAGUCCUCGCCACCGAGUGGCCUCGCGGUACCGGAGAGUUCGGGCAGCGCGGACGAAGGGCGUCCACCAGUGGCUUCCCGAAGCGGUGGCUCUGGG
Molecule: messenger RNA, 1353 nt
Organism: Triplophysa dalaica
Lineage: Eukaryota; Metazoa; Chordata; Actinopteri; Cypriniformes; Nemacheilidae
Product: serine/threonine-protein kinase pim-3-like
Exons: 8
Coding region: 183-914 (243 amino acids)
Biological process (GO): regulation of mitotic cell cycle; protein autophosphorylation; negative regulation of apoptotic process
Cellular component (GO): cytoplasm
Molecular function (GO): ATP binding; protein serine/threonine kinase activity
Source: RefSeq, a predicted model, not a curated record